Rhodofomes roseus is the source of this 539-nucleotide messenger RNA. RefSeq lists its product as uncharacterized. NCBI's taxonomy places the organism in Eukaryota, Fungi, Basidiomycota, Agaricomycetes, Polyporales, Fomitopsidaceae. The transcript is spliced from 3 exons. The coding region runs from base 47 to 325 and encodes 92 amino acids. The record is from RefSeq and is a predicted model, not a curated record.
CGCGUAUUGUUUGUCAAAGCACGCAUUGAGCCUAGGUCUUGGAAAUAUGAAAUGUGGGUCUAUACUGACUGCGGUUCGAUUGCUGCAAGCAUUCGUUCUUCUAGACAAGGCAAUUGCAAUCGACGUCAAAGUGGACUUCAGGCGUCUUUGCCAAGCCCGUAGCUUGCCACGUUCAACGUUCAGCACGGCCAAUUCGCGCGCGAUACAGGUCCUUACCUUCCGCGACCGCUACGCCAACUCUAAGUGUUGCCGCUUGUCUGCAUGCGCUACGCUCUUCAGUAGCGCUAUGGGAUAUAUGAUUUCCUACGUCAGCACGACUCGAUGACCUUGGCAGCCACAGAAGCACGUCCGAAAACUUGGCUUCCCUGCUCGAAGUUGCCCUCGGGCGAUAGCUAUCGGCGUGUAACUCCUCGCCAAGUCUUUGCACCAAGCCCAUAGCUUGCUAGUGAGUCCGGCUCGUUUGACGGUUCAGCACGUCCGAAUUCAAUUCGCGCGAUACAGGUUCUUGCCUUCCAAGUCCGCUUACGCUCUGGCCUUGU